AUGGCGGGACGGCGCCCCUCAGAAACGAGUGCUCUACUCAACGAACAUGGGAUUGAUGAUUUUCGCAAAUCUGUUGAGCAAAUAGAUCAAAGAUACUAUGGCGCCAUCGAAGACGGUGAAACUACUUCAUUAUUACUGAAAGGACCCGAGCUCGAGACAACAUGGAAGGCCGAAACCACCCUGUUGGCCAGAUAUUCGGCUCCUCUUAUCAUCACCUAUCUCCUUCAAUACUCUUUCAGUCUGGUUACAGUCUUCGUCGCUGGUCGACUUGGUACGAAGGAGUUGGGAGCUGCCUCACUUGCAACCAUGACUGCCAAUGUUACAGGUCUCUGCGUGUAUGAAGGUCUAACCACAAGCUUGGAUACCUUGACCUCGCAAGCAUUUGGGAAUGGCAAAAAGCAGCUAGUGGGUCUUCAUGUCCAACGCAUGAGUCUUCUGGUUUGUGUUGUAACUAUCCCGAUUGGUGCCAUCUGGAUUUGUUCACCUUGGAUCCUGUCUGCAUUGGUCCCUGAAACAGACCAGGCUAUCCUUGCGGGUCAAUUUAUGCGAAUCUACUUGCUGGGUGGUCCUGGGUGGGCAAUAUUCGAGGCUUCAAAACGACUAUGUCAGGCUCAGGGCGAUUUCACCGCUUCGCUAGUGGUCCUUUCCAUCUGUGCUCCGCUCAACGUUCUUUGGAAUUGGCUAUUUGUCUUCCAUUUCAAACUCGGAUUCCAGGGUGCUGCAUGGGCUGUUGUACUCUCCAACAAUCUGCAGCCGAUUGUUCUGGCACUCUAUAUUUCAUUCUUUGCUCGUUCCAAUCUCCAAUGUUGGCCAGGUAUCGACCUCCGUCGCGCAUGUCAGAAUUGGGGACCUAUGGUCAAACUUGCCGUUCCGGGAGUCAUGAUGACCUUCUCUGAGUGGUUAGCUUUCGACAUCCUCACCAUUGCUGCUGGGUACUUGGGCGAAGUCGAUCUGGCCGCUCAGUCGGUUCUAAUGACGGUUGUAGUGACCAUGUACCACAUUCCAUUUCCGAUCUCGAUUGCAGCUUCGACUCGUUUUGGGAAUCUCAUUGGUUAUGGUGCUCUGGACGCUGCUUAUAUCGCGUGGAGGACCCACUAUCUGAUUUUUGUCGGCAUUGGGACUUUCGAUGUGAUCCUGUUGACAUCCUGCCGGCAUCUCAUUGCAGCUGUCUUUACAGACGAUGAUGCAGUCCGUGUUGCAAUCACCAAGGUGAUCGCCAUUGCAGCGGCGGCCCAAUUCUUUGAUGCUCUUUUGGCUCUUUCAAAUGGUCUAUUGAGAGGCCUGGGAAGACAGAAGAUUGGAGGCUGGGUUAAUCUGGGGGUCUAUUAUCUGUAUGCCUUACCACUUGCCUUCUUCCUUGCCUUUGGUCCAGCCAAGAUGGGACUCACUGGUAUGUGGAUUGGUCCAAGUUCCGGAUUGGCAUGCGCCGCCAUUUCCAUGUUCUUGUACAUGCGCUACACUGACUGGCAAAAGGCGGUGGAUGAUGCAAGGGCCAGAGAAGAGUGA
This is a messenger RNA of Exophiala bonariae, 1506 nucleotides long. RefSeq lists its product as uncharacterized. Gene Ontology annotation, biological process: xenobiotic detoxification by transmembrane export across the plasma membrane. Bases 1 to 1506 code for a protein of 501 amino acids. Gene Ontology annotation, cellular component: membrane. The record is from RefSeq and is a predicted model, not a curated record. The transcript has a single exon. Gene Ontology annotation, molecular function: antiporter activity; xenobiotic transmembrane transporter activity. NCBI's taxonomy places the organism in Eukaryota, Fungi, Ascomycota, Eurotiomycetes, Chaetothyriales, Herpotrichiellaceae.